AUGGUGGGAGAUUCGAAUGUGAAGGUUCCAAUGGCAUUCGAAACGAAACUACCUCCAUCUUUGGACAAACCAGCUGCUGCUAUGACACUCUCUCUUCAAAUGAUAGGGUCAUUAAUAUAUCUAACUGCUAGUCUUCCAGAAAUCAUGUUUUAUGUUUGCUAUUGUGUAAGGUUUCAAGUGAAUCCUCCCGAACCCCACAUGUCUGCUGUCAAGAAUAUAUUCAGGUAUCUUAAACGAAUCUCCUCGCUCGUAAUAUGGUACCCUUCCAGUUCAUGGUUCUUUGUGCAAGCAUUUUCAGAUGCUGAUCUUGGAGGCUGCGGUUUAGAUGGGAAGAGUACAAUGGGAGGAUGUCAAUUUUUUUAUGGAAAACUUGUCAGUUGGCAAUCAAAGAAACAAACAUGCAUUUCCCUAUCAACUGUUGAAGCAGAGUACAUAGCCGCUGCCUCUUGUACUUCACAAGUUAUCUAG
This is a messenger RNA of Lactuca sativa (garden lettuce), 468 nucleotides long. The record is from RefSeq and is a predicted model, not a curated record. NCBI's taxonomy places the organism in Eukaryota, Viridiplantae, Streptophyta, Magnoliopsida, Asterales, Asteraceae.